Messenger RNA from Stereum hirsutum FP-91666 SS1, 1008 nucleotides. RefSeq lists its product as uncharacterized. The coding region runs from base 1 to 1008 and encodes 335 amino acids. Lineage: Eukaryota; Fungi; Basidiomycota; Agaricomycetes; Russulales; Stereaceae. The transcript is spliced from 8 exons. The record is from RefSeq and is a predicted model, not a curated record.
AUGUCAAACAACUACGGCAGAGGUGAUGCAUUCGUGAAACCGACUCCGGUUACUGCACAACCUCCUAUCCCAAACGGGAUAUACUUCAUACGCACCAGCCGUCGUUCCACCAACUACGUCUAUCUCUGUUGUAAGCUUACAGAAGACGACAACGACGACGAAGUCGGCAUCGUGACUACUGCCAAAGAGGACUUCACGGAUCCGGCUCACAUGUGGAAUUUUACGUUUGAAUGGAAGGACCGCGACUAUUCCAUCAUUAAUGUCAAGCACAAGUUUCACCUGAACAUCAUGCAGGAACCUGGUGGACCGGCGACGCUCAUUGCUGGUCUGAAGAGGAUGGACUGGUCGAUCGUUCCGUCGGGAGAUUCUUUCCUCAUCAGUACCGGGGACCAUAAGGUUAAGGGAGCCGAAAAUAUUCUUCGCUUUGCCACCUGCCACGAUUCCGAUAAAUGCGCUUCUAUCUCUCUUUACGUUCACGAUCCAGUGAAAUACGAUCAUCAACACUGGAUCCUCGAGCGAUCUGAUCACACUGGAAACGAAUCGCAUGAUCUUUCAUCGGAGCAUGAUCAGCUCUCGCAGUUGACGCCUGGAGCUUUUUACAGGAUCGUCAAUAUCGAAACCGGCGAGUAUAUAUAUCGAAGAGAUGCCGCGCUUAAGAUGUGGGACCUAAAAGGAUAUGAAAGCGAUAAUAGCUAUGCAUUUCAACUCGCAUUCACUCGUCACGGCGGGGUGAUCCUAAUGAACUUCCGUGAUGUUCCAACUAUGGGCGACCCCUUCUAUGUCGACGAAAAUGGCACCGCCACCAAACUGUACUCGGCCGUCGAUCUCGCCCCGACUCGUGGACGUGACCAUACAUUCCAUAUCCUCUUCCACAACAGCGGUGGCUCCGGUACCAAAGCACUCACCGAUCGCGGUCCUGAGGGAGCUAGUGGAAGACUGACUUCGGUGGAGGCCUUUGAAAAGAGCACCCAAAAUCAGAUGUGGAAAUUCGAGGCUAUCCGUUACUAA